This is a messenger RNA of Linepithema humile (Argentine ant), 3209 nucleotides long. RefSeq names its product 6-phosphofructo-2-kinase (gene Pfrx). Lineage: Eukaryota; Metazoa; Arthropoda; Insecta; Hymenoptera; Formicidae. The record is from RefSeq and is a predicted model, not a curated record. Gene Ontology annotation, molecular function: 6-phosphofructo-2-kinase activity; ATP binding; fructose-2,6-bisphosphate 2-phosphatase activity. Gene Ontology annotation, cellular component: cytosol. Gene Ontology annotation, biological process: fructose metabolic process; fructose 2,6-bisphosphate metabolic process.
GUGCAGUCUAACCUUCAAUGCAUAGUUUAAUACAGCUUCAAUAGUCAAUAAAAAAUGUUUUAUUUUAAUUAAAGUUAUAUGCGCGCGUGCUAACCUUAGUUCGUAGCUGUUUUUGUUUAGCUUUUAAACGCGAUUGGAGAUCAAUCGACUGGUCGACUAUCUCGUAAAUUCUCGGAAGAUCAAUUGCGUCUUUUCGUAAUAUAAAUAGAAAAUAGAAAAUAGAAUACGAUCGAUCGCGAAGCAGUGCUGGUCACUCUGACCGUUUAACCUUUGACCGACAGGUUCAUCCGUGAAUCGUGCUUCUGGCUGUAAUAUAAAUAGAGACAAAGGGAAUGUAGUCAUUCACGGUUGACAACCGACUAAGGCUUAGUCGACAUUCUAGCCAGAGAUCGCAACCGGUGAAAUUUUUUCUAGUCAAAAUUUUUGUGAGUUCAGCUGGCGUAGCCUGAAACCACGGGAAAUACACCCCGCUGACGGAUCUUGACGGUCACAGCUUUGCGGCAUGGAAACUCGAAGCUGAACCCCGAACUCACCAGUAGGAUUGUCGGGAUUCGCAAACAAGAUCCGAAAUUGUCGCGUUCACGACGACGAGGACCACCGAAUGGCCGACGUGGGCAACGACAGUCCGGAAACGUGAGUCGCGCGCCCGUGACGGCUCGUGCGACUGUGCGACGACAGCUCCGAUUAUCGCGGACCUAACCCAGCCCGGAGCUGACCGAGCGUCUCUCCGCGCACUCCUCUCGCCUACCGAUCGGUGACGUAUACACGGCGGCGGCAGCGGCCGUCUCGCGACCGUGCGUCUUUCGUGCUCGUUCCUAGUCGGCCAGUAUGUCGACACGAUGCGCGUAGUCCGCGCAUGAGUGCACGCGAGUCCUCACUGUUCUCUUUCUCUCUCUGUCUCUCUUUCUCUUUCUCUCUCUCAUUCUCACCUUUUCGCUCUCUCGACGGCUAAAUCAACUCUGCUGAGGGUCCCGCGAAGGAUGACCGAUCCUAAAAUUGAGAUGCACUACACGCCGCCGACGUCGGACACCAUUCAGACGAAGCCGUUCCCGAUCCGAGGUGAACGCGCAAAUUUCGUCAACAAGCCUCAUGUGAUCGCAAUGGUUGGCCUGCCGGCUCGCGGCAAGACCUACAUAUCCAAGAAACUAUGUCGUUACCUCAAUUGGAUCGGCAUCAGCACGAAGGUCUUCAAUCUGGGCGAGUACAGGCGGCACGCCACCACGGCCUACCAAUGUCACGAGUUUUUCCGUCCCGAUAACAUAAAGGCCAUGGCGAUACGCACGCAGUGUGCGAAGGACGCCCUGAACGAUGUCUGCCACUGGUUGGAGAGCGGCGACGGCGAGGUAGCCGUAUUCGACGCCACCAAUUCUACCGUCGAUAGACGUCAGCUCAUACGCGACAUUGUCGUUCACAAGAUGGGUUUCAAGCUCUUCUUCGUCGAGUCGGUGUGCAACGACCCGGAAAUCGUCGAGCAGAAUAUCAUGGAAGUGAAAGUCAGCAGUCCGGAUUACGCGAAUAUGAAGAAGGAGGAUGUGCUCGCGGACUUUAUGCUGCGAAUCGAGCACUACCAGGAGCGAUAUCAGCCGUUGGACGAGGAGCGCGAGAGCGACCUGUCGUUCAUGAAAAUAUACAACACCGGCGAGAAGGUGCUCGUCCAUAAGCACGAAGGCCAUAUACAAAGUAGAAUAGUUUACUAUCUUAUGAACAUUCAUAUUGUGCCACGCACGAUUUACUUGACCAGGCAUGGUGAGAGCCUGAUGAACCUCGAGGGCAGGAUAGGCGGCGAUUCGGAUUUAACCGAGCGGGGGCGCGAGUAUUCGAAGGCGCUGGCAGAUUACAUCGCUGAUCAGAACAUACAGGGUUUGAGAGUGUGGACUAGCUGGCUGAAGAGGACCAUCCAAACCGCGGCCGACGUGAAGGCGCCGCAGGAAAGGUGGAAGGCUCUCAAUGAAAUCGACGCCGGUAUUUGCGAAGAGAUGACUUAUGAGGAAAUCGCGUCCAAGUAUCCCACGGACUUCGCCGCGAGAGAUCAAAACAAGUUUUCGUAUCGCUAUCCGCGCGGGGAGAGUUACGAGGAUCUCGUCGCGCGGCUGGAGCCUGUGAUAAUGGAAUUGGAACGUCAGGGUAACGUGCUGGUGGUUAGUCAUCAGGCAGUUCUACGCUGUUUAUUCGCUUACUUCCUGGACAAGAGCGCAGAUGAAUUGCCGUAUUUGGAAGUUCCUUUGCACACCAUCAUCAAACUAACACCUGUCGCUUACGGUUGCAAGGUGGAGCACAUUCGACUACCGAUAGAAGCCGUGGACACUCAUCGGCCGAAACCAAAGAGCGCCUGUUAGCUGUAAUGGAAAAUGGACGAUUUUCUUGUAUCUAAUUGAAAUCUCAUCCUAGAAUCAUCUGCAUUCGUCAAAAAACAAAAUCUUUUUCAUCAAGUUAGAUAUUCGUUGCAUCUUUUCCAAAUCUAGAUUUAUGUAGACAAGCAUAAUAUUUGUGUGUUGGAAUUUUAUGUUUUAAAAUUUUAUAUUUUUAGAUCGCUUUAUAGAUGAAUAUAUAAUUUAUAAAAUAGUAUAUUUCUCGAAUAUUGUGUAAAAAAUUACAGUCCUAACCGUAUACACACGCACGCGCGCACACACACACACACACACAGAGGUUUUUACUAAAAGAUUGUUAAUCAUUUACAAUUGUCCGUGCCAUCUUUCAUAAUAAGCAUUAAUAUUAUGAUGUCAUUAUGAUGCUAUGUGUAUAUUAUCAUAUUAAAACGAUUUAUAGCGAUACGGUGAUAACUGUUUCAAUCUUACUUAUCAUUGUGUAAUAGUUUAAUAUAAUUAUAUAAAUAGAAUUACAUAUAUGCAACAUGCAGCGAUCAGAAAAAAAGCAGGAUUUAAAAAAUUGCAAUUUUACACAAUGGAGUUAAACGAUACAUUUUUAAGAAUUGUACAUUUCGAUUACGAAGCGAACUGCUAAGAAAAUGUGUACUCAUAUAUUUCAAUCCAUCGAAAAGAAUUAAAUUUCAAUUAUGCAUGAUAGAACUAAAUAAUAUAUAUACUUUCAAAGCCAAUUGUACUUUUGGAACGUGUCACGUCUUUGUGUAAGACAUAAUAAUUAAUAACGACGCUGCGAUGGAAGAUUAUUCAUUAGAGAUCAAAGAUUAAAAUGUUGUAGCAGUGAUUCUAAUUCUGGCAUGACAAUAAAAAAAGUCUCUUCGCAAUAAA